ACGGCGGCGGGGCUGGGACAACCGCGGCCUGGGCCUGGCAAGGCCUGCGGACCUGCGCCCGACGGCGCGCGGCAGCAGCCUCUAAGCCCGCGCUGCAGCGUUUGGCCUCUCCCCGCUGCGGGGCUCACAAGCUCGCUGCCCCUGCGGUCGGCACCCUGGCCUCAGCCACUGGCUCGCGAAAGGAGCCGCUGCCGAAGCUGCUUUGCUCCGUGAGGCCUCGAUCAAAAUGGCCCUGUAAGUGUGGUUGCCUAGGGGCUGUCCAAGACCCUUCUAGCAUGAUGACCCUAUCCCAGCAAGACUUCUGUACUCCAGGAUAACCUCCAAAGUGACAGCCCUGCCCAGGGAGCCUGUUUGACACCGAACAUGCCGCAUAUCCCACAAUAAUAGAAUUCCGAUGACGUUGGUAAAAAGAAGAAAUGGCUUCAGUAGAUAGAUACGGGCGGACGGCUGCCUGCUAAUAUUGCAUGACAGGAUUUUGAGGUGUUGAGUGAUGGUCUCAUUGCACUAUUUUGGAGGUUCCACCAAGAUCAUUUUGAAGACCAUUGUUUGGUAGCAUUACAGAGGACCCUGAAGCCAACAGGUGCACUCACUGGACACCUUGUACCGAAACUCUUUACUCUUCAGAUAUGUUGUCAAGGGAAGUUAGAUGCCAUGUUGUGAGCAACCCUAUGGUGCAUGUGUCAAGAAACUGUGACAUCCUUCCAACAGCCAGUGAGAAACUGAGACCUGAAGUCAAGAGCCAUGUGCAUGGGCCUUCUUGGGAGUAGAUCCUACAUUCCUAUUCAAGCCUUCGGAGAACUGUAGCUUUGGUUGACAUCCACCUUGACUGCAACCUCAAGAGAAAUACUGAACCAGAACCACCUGGAUAAGCUUCUUUCAAAUUCCUGCCCCUCAGAAACAAUAUGAGGAAAGUGAGGCACAGUGAAGCUAAGACAUUGGUUAAAGAUCACAGAGUUGGAAGAUUCCCAAAGAUGCAGAAGGAAAUGAAGAUGAUCAAAAAUGAGGAUGCGCUUUUCAAUCUGGGUGUGAAGAGGACCCCCUCCUUUCCCCAGUGCCUGCAACCAGUGGUUUCCCGAGGGAAAGCUCCCCAAAGACACCCCUUCCCAGAAGCUCUCCAGGGGCCUUUUUCCCAAUUUCGGUAUGAACCUCCUCCAGGACACCUAGGCGGAUUCCCGGGGGUCUUUGAAGGAGGAGGGUCUCGGAAACGGAAGAGCAUGCCCACCAAGAUGCCCUAUAACCACGUUGCAGAAGAAGCCCCUCUUGCCCUCCACUCUGAGGAGAGCAAAAACCACCCCCCGCCGAACCUCCCCCUGCUGUUCCCGCAGCCCCCACGGCCCAAGUAUGACUCACAAAUGAUCGACCUGUGCAACGUGGGCUUCCAGUUCUACCGCUCCCUGGAACACUUGGGGGGCAGGCCCGUCAAGCAAGAGCCCGUGAAGCCCAGUGUCAUGUGGCCCCAGCCGACGCCACCCCCAUUCCUGACCACGCCCUACCCCUACUACCCCAAAGUGUCCCCAGGCCUCAUGUUCCCCUUCUUCAUGCCCUCGGCAUCCCCCUUCCCCUUCGGCCGGCACACCUUCCUGCCCAAGCCCCCGGCUGAGCCGCUGCUGCCGCGCAAGGCGGAGCCACAGGAGAGCGAGGAGACGCAGCAGAAGGUGGAGCGCGUGGAUGUGAACGUGCAGAUCGAUGACAGCUACUACGUGGAUGUGGGUGGGGCACAGAAGCGCUGGCAGUGCCCCACCUGUGAGAAGUCCUACACCUCCAAGUACAACCUGGUGACCCACAUCCUGGGCCACAGCGGCAUCAAGCCGCAUGCGUGCACCCGCUGCGGGAAGCUCUUCAAGCAGCUCAGCCAUCUGCACACCCACAUGCUGACCCACCAGGGCACGCGGCCCCACAAAUGCCAGGUGUGCCACAAGGCCUUCACGCAGACCAGCCACCUGAAGCGCCACAUGAUGCAGCACAGUGAGGUGAAGCCGCAUAACUGCCACGUGUGUGGCCGGGGUUUUGCCUACCCCAGCGAGCUCAAGGCCCAUGAGGCCAAGCACGCCAGCGGGCGGGAAAACAUCUGUGUGGAGUGUGGCCUCGACUUCCCCACGCUGGCCCAGCUGAAGAGGCACCUCACCACGCACCGGGGCCCCAUCCAGUACAACUGCUCCGAGUGCGACAAGACCUUCCAGUACCCGAGCCAGCUGCAGAACCACAUGAUGAAGCACAAGGAUAUCCGGCCCUACAUCUGCUCCGAGUGUGGCAUGGAGUUUGUGCAGCCCCACCACCUCAAGCAGCACUCCCUCACCCACAAGGGCGUGAAGGAGCACAAAUGUGGGAUUUGCGGGCGGGAGUUCACUCUGUUGGCCAACAUGAAGAGACACGUGCUGAUCCACACCAAUAUCCGUGCCUACCAGUGUCACCUCUGCUAUAAGAGUUUUGUGCAGAAACAGACCCUCAAGGCACACAUGAUCGUCCACUCUGACGUGAAGCCUUUCAGAUGCAAGCUGUGUGGGAAGGAAUUCAACCGGAUGCACAACCUAAUGGGCCACAUGCACCUACACUCCGACAGCAAGCCCUUCAGGUGCCUCUACUGCCCCAGCAAAUUCACCCUGAAGGGGAACCUGACUCGCCACAUGAAAGUCAAGCAUGGGGUCAUGGAGCGGGGCCUCCAUUCUCAAGGGUUUGGAAGAGGUAGAACUGCCCUGGUGCAGACGGCCGGGGCCCUGCGGAGUCUGGAACAGGAGGAGCCCUUUGACCUUUCCCAGAAGCGCGGGGCGAAGGCGCCGGCCUUCCAGUCGGACGGGGAGAGCGCCAGGGGCAGCUCCUGCCACGAAGAGGAGGACGAGGACAACUGCUACGAGAUGGAGCGGGACAGCCCGGGCCAGGGCCCCCAGGGCAGGCCACUGUGCGCACCCCAGGAUCUCUCCAGCCAGCCCAAGAGGGCCCCCAGGGUCCCGGGGGCAGCCUGUGGCGAAGAGGAGGACCUGCCGAAAGGGGGCCGCCAGGAACAGAGCAAGGACAGCCGUGGGCCAGAGGGCGGCCUGCAGAGAGAGUUUGCCUGCAGAGACCAGUGUCUUGGCCUCAGGGCUCUGCAGAGCACCCGGCGGCCCACCCCCUGCUCUGAGGACUUGUACUUCAAGCACAGAGAUGAGAGUUUGAAAGAAUUACUGGAGAGGAAAAUGGAAAAACAAGCAGUGCUUUUAGGUAUCUAAGUGGAUGGUUUUAAAAUUGCAUUUGGAAAAUGAGAGCUAGGCAGUUGAAAUACAGCUUUCUGCCUGAGCUGUCAUUUACUGCAGACUGACGAACAAAUGGCUCAGAUCUGUACAAAUGGCUCAGACUUAAUGAGCAGGGACUGUCUUCAGAAAUGUAAAUACUUCUCAGGUUAUUUCUUGGGCCCUUGGUUUUUAACACAUGUGCAGUGUCUCCUUCAGUGUUAUUUUAUGUACCUCCAGAAUAAUCUGUACAUAUUCUUCGAGACAGCUAAUUGUAAGCUGAUGCUGAGGUGCUUUUAGAAAUUCUAUUCCCCUUUGACUAAUAUGUAAUACAUGGUAAAUCUUUUUCUAGUUGCAAAAGUAUGGUGCUUGACAUGUUACCUUAGUAACAACUAUUUAGUGGAAUGUGUGAAAGUAUAGUAUUUUUCCAGAUAAAUGAAAAUAUGAGUUGUAUAUAUAAAAAUCACCUUUAUUAAGUAAUCAGAAACACCAGAAUUAACAAAGGAGGGUGAGUUAUUUGAAGCGGAUGUUCUCGAGCAGUUGCUGCAGAUAUAAGAUAAAAUUUCAAGAGAAUAUGGAUAAUUUUGAAAACACAGCAAUACUUAGAUUCCUGUUCUGCUUCAGUGACCUUCACGAGAGGCAGCCCUUGGAGCGUGUUUCCAGGUGGCCGGCCGGUGCUCAGUGUCUUCAGGCUAAGCUCUUGUGUCCUGAGCAGGCUCCCUUCUGGAGACCUUGCUCUGGGGCCUCAUGCAGGAAGAGUUGUCACCCUGUGAGCAGUGGGUUCUCUUCGGUGCUGGAGCUGGGAGAGUGGGGAGAGUUCUCCCUGAAAUCAAAGCUUGGACUUAAUUGGAGUCUUAGAAUAGCCACCAGCUAAUCACUAGUGAGGGAGAUUCUGGGCUGUUCUCAGUGCUGCCUACACAUUAGAAUCAUCUGGGGGAACAUUUUUAAAAAUACCAGUGUUGGGUCCUCACUCCCUGAGACUCUGACUUAACUGGUCUAGAGUAGGGUACAAGCACUGGUGUUUUCCAGCUGCCCCAGAUGGUCCGUAUGUGUGGCCAGGGCUGAGAAAAGCUGGCAAAGCUAAAAGAGUGGGUGCCAGGACUCCCCAGGGGUUUCAGACUGAUUAGGAUGGAGAACAGAAGACCCCAAAAUCAUACUGCUGAUGUAGGCUUUCUUAACCUGCUCUAUAAGAGCCUCAUGAGGGGACACACACACACAUAUAUAUACACACACACACACACACUCUGUAUAAACACACACUUUUUGUACUAGAAGACAAUGCCUGUGAUGUUUAUGGUCACCUAAUAUGUUUAAAAACACAUGGCUAGACUACAGUGACUCUGAUGUCUUCCUAGAUGCUUGAAUCAUGAUUCUGAUGAGUGACACUGACUAGAAUGAGGGCUGAGCCCAGCAGGUAGGCUUUGCUUAGUGUGGGCGCCACGUCAGACAGCAGGGACAGAAUGUGGCACACGUGUGGCUGACUGUAAGCAGUGACCCUCUGGUACUGUGUCUGUGUUUAUGUAAACACUGCCUCUUGUUUGGUAGUUUCUACUCUUAUUUGUAGAGCUAGGUACUGUUUAUUAUUUUGCUUCUUCUCCUGAAGUUCACAGUGCACUUGUUUAGAAGAGCUGGCCAACCCUGACUGCUGGAUGCUGACUUUUUCUCUUGGCUGCAGUGCUCCCCCAGGAGCCUCAUCUCGUUCUCAUUCACCCGCGUGCUUUGUUGAUCCCUGCAGCGUUUCUCCUGCCACCCUGCCUAACGUGAUUUCCUUGAACCUCACCACCACCACAAAGUGCCAAGGCUGCUUGGGUUUCCUGCUGUCCCCCGUGUCCUGAAGUCAGAGCACCUGCAAAAGGGAUGGCGAAGGGACGAGUGCAUGUCUGUGGUCAUCAGCAUAGCUGUGGGCCAAGAACGGCUGCUUGGGUUUCCUGCUGUCCCCCGUGUCCUGAAGUCAGAGCACCUGCAAAAGGGAUGGCGAAGGGACGAGCGCGUGUCUGUGGUCAUCAGCAUAGCUGUGGGCCAAGAACCUGUCCCAGGUCCUCAAAGGGGCAGCUUGCCUUCCGUUCAUUAAUAAGAUGACUCAGCAGUGCCUCUGAUGAAAUCACCCUGUAGGCUAGCAGAGCAGUCUGUUAGCCUCCAGCUCUGAGGGUCCCGCUGCACAUUCAUUCUUUCUGCGGCCAUGUGUUGAGGACCUACUGAAGGGCUGCAGGUUUCCAGUUUGCUCUGGGGAUGCCUAGCUGGAGUAGGAGCUAGGAAAUCUAGAAGAGCAAGCUCUAGUCUUUCCAACCCCAGUGAAUAGUGUAGGAAUGUUUGAGGAACAAGUUAAUGUUGAGAUGGAGAGAGUAUGGUCUAGAAUGGUGGUUUCCAAGUCUUGUACUGAGUAGCAAGAAGUCCCCCACAGGCCCCUUCAGAGCUGCUAAGGGAGAAGAGAAACUCAGCCCUCUGGCCCACUUUACUCAUAGCAGCACAGUUUUCUCUGUUUUAUAUGUUAGCCUUCCAAGUAAAAUUUCAUGUGGAGGGAGGAAAAAAGGUCUAGGAAAAGUAACAAAAAACUGUUAUGGGAUGUAUUCUAAAACCUGUUUUUAGUUCUUGACUGGGUAAGAGAAACUUAAUUAGAUCUAACCUGAUGGUUAAUAUCCACUGACCUUCUAAGACCCACGGCUAAAAUCUUGGUUAUGUAUAUUGUUGCAUGACCGACAUCCUGGUUUGCCCCGCACAACCCUGGUUAUGCCUGUUUUCGCAGGGUAAUUACUAAUAGCGCCACCUUACCUCUCAAAAGCAUCCCAGUUUGGGAGAUACACUAUAGGGACACCCUGUGCAUCAGUGCAGAGCUAAGAGAAGGGUUGGCCAACCUUACUGAGUGAGCUGACUAACCAGAAUGCAAGCCUGGAGGAGAGCCCAUGGGGCUGUCCUCAGAAUUAAGGAAGGAGACCAUCCAAGGUCACCAGUGCGCCAGAAGCCAGGGCAGCAUGACACUCAUCUCACUGUGGCACUCGCAAAAUAGGUCACCACCAAAUGCUUUCCAGGCUUUUGACCGCUGGCACUUCGAAACAGCCAACCGACCAGCCAAGUGGCAUAGUUUUCUUCUAUCCCUUUUAUUCAGACCUAUGAUUACUACUCUGGCUGCCUUCCCAUUCUCCUUUCAUCCUCUCUUUUUAACAAUUCAACUCCCCACUGGCCAUUAGACUGAGGCUGACCUUCCCUAGCCCCGCAAGGGUAACUGGCAUAUUUGUAUAUGAGUAGUUGCAUGAGAAAGCCCAGUGUGCGUACUGUAUUUAUUAAGCCCUGAAGGCAUUUAAUAAAAUAUUAACAUCAUGUUUUGAGUCAUGAUCUUUGCUUUGCUGGAACAAAAUGUAACAGAGCUAACAUUUAAAAUCCUUCACAUAUUUGGACAACAUUAUACCAAAUGUUGGUUUUGUACAGAAUUCUGGUGUGCUAUUUAAAAACUAAAACUCCACAUGUGUAGCAACCCAAGUUGUGAAGACAGCUUUUUGGCUUUAGUGAAAAAGCAGUUUACCUGAAAAUAGUACGUAACCUAUAUUUUGUUAAUUUAAGCAAAUAAAGACAUGAUGAAAAA
This is a messenger RNA of Manis javanica (Malayan pangolin), 6780 nucleotides long. It is a transcript of the gene ZNF366, whose product is annotated as zinc finger protein 366. The record is from RefSeq and is a predicted model, not a curated record. NCBI's taxonomy places the organism in Eukaryota, Metazoa, Chordata, Mammalia, Pholidota, Manidae. Gene Ontology annotation, biological process: regulation of transcription by RNA polymerase II. Gene Ontology annotation, molecular function: RNA polymerase II cis-regulatory region sequence-specific DNA binding; DNA-binding transcription factor activity, RNA polymerase II-specific. Gene Ontology annotation, cellular component: nucleus.